Molecule: messenger RNA, 1670 nt
Organism: Oryza brachyantha (malo sina)
Lineage: Eukaryota; Viridiplantae; Streptophyta; Magnoliopsida; Poales; Poaceae
Product: probable glucan endo-1,3-beta-glucosidase A6
Exons: 3
Coding region: 45-1469 (474 amino acids)
Biological process (GO): carbohydrate metabolic process
Cellular component (GO): plasma membrane
Molecular function (GO): hydrolase activity, hydrolyzing O-glycosyl compounds
Source: RefSeq, a predicted model, not a curated record
UUCCCAACGCCACCGUCGAAGCAGAGCAGUGCGUCCCCGCGUCCAUGGCCGUCCCCGCCACCGUUUGGGCCCUCCUCCUCCUCGCCGCCUUCUCCUGUUGCCACGUGGUGGCGAACGGCAGGAGCGCCGCCCAUGGCGUCGGGGUGAACUACGGGAGGGUGGCGGACGACAUCCCGCCGCCGCGGAGGUCGGUGGAGCUGCUUCGCGCGGUGGGGGCCGGGUCGGUGAAGAUCUACGACGGGAACUCCAGCGUGCUCCGCGCGCUGGCGGGGACGGGCAUGCGGGUGUCCAUCAUGGUGCCCAACGAGAUCAUCCCGGGGCUCGCCGCGUCGGCCGCCGCCGCCGACAGGUGGGUGGCGGAGAACCUGGUGCCCUACUACCCGGAGACGCGGGUCAAGUACCUGCUCGUCGGCAACGAGCUGCUCUCCGACUACUCCAUCGCCAACUCCACCUGGCCGCGCAUCGUGCCGGCGAUGGAGAACCUGCACGCGAGCCUCCGCAGGCGGCGGAUCAGCAGCGUGAAGAUUAGCACCACGCUCGCCAUGGACGCGCUCUCGUCGGGGUCGUUCCCGCGGCCGCCGUCGGCCGCGGAGUUCCGCCCCGACAUCGCCGGCGCCGUCGUGCGCCCGCUGCUCCGGUUCUUGAACGGGACCAACUCCUACUACUUCGUCGACGCCUACCCCUACUUCGUCUGGGCCGGCAACAACGAGACCGUCCCGCUCGAGUACGCGCUCUUCCAGGGCGGCGGCCGCUACGUCGACCCGGGAACGGGGCUCACAUACACCAACAUGCUCGACGAAAUGCUCGAUGCCGUGGUGGUCGCGAUGGCGAAGCUGGGAUACGGGGGCGUGAAGCUGGGCAUCGCGGAGACCGGUUGGCCCAACGGCGGCGACUACGAGCAGAUCGGCGGCAACGUCCACAACGCCGCCAUCUACAACCGGAACCUCGCGGCGCGGAUGGCCAAGAACCCCGGCACGCCGGCGCGGCCGGGCGCGAAGAUGCCGGUGUUCGUGUUCUCGCUCUACAACGAGGACCUCAAGCCGGGGCCGGGCACCGAGCGGCACUGGGGGCUGUACUACGCCAACGGCACGGCGGUGUACCCGAUAGACCUCACCGGAGCGCGGCCGUUGUGGUCGUACCCGCCGCUGCCGCCGCCGGAGAACGACACGCCGUACAAGGGCCCCGUGUGGUGCGUGCUCGCCGACCGCGGCGGGAAGCUGAACUUGACGGCGGUGGGGGAUGCGCUGGCGUACGCGUGCGGGCAGGGGAACGGAACGUGCGCCACCAUCCAGCCCGGCCGGGAGUGCUUCCAGCCGAACACCACGGCGGCGCACGCCAGCUACGCCUUCAACUCGUACUGGCAGCAGCUGAGGAAGAACGGAGCAACAUGCUACUUCAACAACCUCGCCGAGGAAACCACUAAAGAUCCAAGCCAUGGAUCAUGCAAGUUCCACAGUUCUUUGGACUAACUGAAUGCUUGGGAGGACAGGAUGAAAACGAACAACAUUGUUCUUGUUUUUGUUUUUUUUUUUUAUCAAACCUGACUAGAUUUAGACCCAGGGAGGUAGUGCCAUUCUUCUGCUUCUGCUCAUCGUCUAGAAAACCGUGAUGUAUCAAGGAAAUUUGCUGUCUGUUUUGCUGGGGCUUAAUUAGUUGAUCUGAUCUUGAAA